AUGAGCGGCUGCACUUCGAUGGCGGCGCUGCCUGCCCUCUCGGGUCUCACCUCGCUGCAAAUGCUCGACCUCAGCUCGUGCGGCGCUUUGACAGCACUCCCAGAGCUCGAGUCGCUGCCAGCCUUGCAGACCCUCGACCUCGGCGGCGGAUGCCGGAAGCUCAAGGCGCUGCCCGACCUGUCGAACCUUGGCAGCCUCACCGCACUCGAUCUCGGCGGCUGCAGCUCACUCGAGACCCGGCUGCGGGCGUUGUACCUUGGACGCUGCGCAAAGCUCACGGCGCUCCCCGGCCUGAACGCGCUCCAGUCGCUGCAGACGUUUGAGCUCGGUGGUUGCUGGGGUCUCAAGGCACUGCCCGACAUGGCAUCGCUCCGUUCGCUUCACACGCUCGACCUGGAAGACUGCUCUUCGCUCGAAAGUUUGCCCGACCUCUCGUCGUUGCCGCUGCUGCAAUCCCUCAAGGCAGCGGCGCAUUCGGCGGUGCUUCACGCUGUGUUUCAAGGCCGCGGCCACUCCGCCUCUGCGCUCGUCUCAGUCGUGAUACGCUAA
Molecule: messenger RNA, 549 nt
Organism: Emiliania huxleyi CCMP1516
Lineage: Eukaryota; Haptophyta; Isochrysidales; Noelaerhabdaceae
Gene: COG1
Product: component of oligomeric golgi complex 1
Exons: 5
Coding region: 1-549 (182 amino acids)
Source: RefSeq, a predicted model, not a curated record